UAUUAUCUUCCCUCUAGAUGAGAAGGUGGACAACGAUAAUGGAGAAGAUAACUCUAACGAUGAGGAUACCGACAAACAGCCGACACAACGCACAGGAAGAAGAAGAAAAGAGACGAGUGUUCGGUGAAGCCUACCAAGCGGCUAUUUGGAACACGGUCGAUCAGUUCCUUCGGCGCCUUCACACCGUGGACGAAAAAUACUCGACAAUAGCGCCAAAAUAUCAGCAGCACAAUGUCAGAGGGUUGCACGAGUUGCAGAGGCGCGAAUUAUACGAAUGGUACUUUGCAGUUAGGCACGACUGCUGGUGGCAAUAUCGGAAGUUCGUCGUCUACAUCUGGAGUGACCUGUACAACCACAAGGAGAGUUCAGAUUCGCGCAAAAGUGUUAUAUGGCACAGGCAAAGCAAUAGCGAACUUGCAAGCGCAGGAGAAAGCGGCCAGACACUGACGAAGUAA
Molecule: messenger RNA, 455 nt
Organism: Atta colombica
Lineage: Eukaryota; Metazoa; Arthropoda; Insecta; Hymenoptera; Formicidae
Exons: 2
Coding region: 18-455 (145 amino acids)
Source: RefSeq, a predicted model, not a curated record